This is a messenger RNA of Paramecium sonneborni, 720 nucleotides long. The record is from the annotation of a GenBank genome assembly. NCBI's taxonomy places the organism in Eukaryota, Ciliophora, Oligohymenophorea, Peniculida, Parameciidae.
AUGUAAUUCUCGAGGUAGAAAUUUUGCAGAAAUAUAAAUGAAUAGUAGUCAUUAAGAAGAUUGCAAAAUGAUUUGCUUGAUGAAAAACUAAAAGAGUUAAAUGAUGAUAUAUGCGAAAUUGCUAUGGAUAUGGAUAGCGAUAUUUUAUAAUUAUUUAUGACACCAAAAAUUGGUCUUUAUAAAGAUAAGAAAUUUUUUGUAUGCAAUUUCUUAUAUGAAGUUUAAUCUUGAUUUUCGAACAAAUUAUCCAUAUUUUCCUCCCAGCAUUAGUGUUAAAUCUGAUAUUCAACAUCCUAAUAUAGAUUUUAGGAAUAAAAAAUUCUAUUUAAAAUUUUUAGAAACAUAGAAUUGGAGGCCGACAUUUGGGUAAUCAAAAUAAUAAUCACAUUUAGAUUAUUAGAAAUUAUCAAAGCAAUGAAAUAGACUUUGCUAUAUGUAGAUUUUACAUAUAUUCCAAAUGAAAUUAAUUGUCUUAUUUUGGCAUAAUAGAUAUUAUAAUAAAACAAUAAUAUAGCUGAUAACUAUUUUGAAUUUAUAGAUUUUGAAAUAAGUGAAAACUUUAAAAUUAAUUUUGAAUUAGAUAAAUAUUCAAAUUCUAUUGAAAGUAUCAACAAUUCUAGUCAAUAAAAUCUUUCCUAAUAACCAGCUAUAAUUAAUCUCUAAAAAACAUAAAGACAUAGUUAAAAUGAUAAAAUUAUAUGUAUUAAAUAAAAAAAUUGA